Solanum verrucosum is the source of this 1076-nucleotide messenger RNA. RefSeq names its product transcription initiation factor TFIID subunit 11. The transcript is spliced from 5 exons. Gene Ontology annotation, cellular component: transcription factor TFIID complex; nucleus. Gene Ontology annotation, biological process: RNA polymerase II preinitiation complex assembly; transcription initiation at RNA polymerase II promoter. The record is from RefSeq and is a predicted model, not a curated record. NCBI's taxonomy places the organism in Eukaryota, Viridiplantae, Streptophyta, Magnoliopsida, Solanales, Solanaceae. Gene Ontology annotation, molecular function: protein heterodimerization activity; transcription coactivator activity. The coding region runs from base 192 to 824 and encodes 210 amino acids.
UCCGAUUGAACGGCCCUAAUUCAUGAACCUAAUCAACCCGACCCGACCCAUGAGCUAAUCCAAAUUUAAACCCACAACCACAUCAGUGAAUUCGACCCGUCAAAUUUCUUAAGACCAGCCGCCGGCACGCUCGUCGGAAUCAUCUUUGGUGAGAGUUCAGAAUCACAGAAUUUCGCUCGCUAGCGAGUUCUAUGAAGCGAUCUAAGGAUCCUUUUGAGGCUACUUUUGAGGAGCAGGAUGACUCACCCCCUGAAUCCCCUGCUGGCACCGAUGAGAAUGAAGGCCAAGAUCAAGGUGCAGUUGGUGUUAAUAUGAAUGAAGGUGACGAUGUUAAUACUGAUUCUCGUGAAAAACCUUCAACAUCUAAAGCUACAUCAGUUUCUGUUAGUACUGCUGGUCCAAUUAGCAAGCCCAAAGAGGAAGAUGAGGAGGAAGAGGAAGAAAGCAUGGAUGUGCAGUUAGGAAAACUCUCAUCAAGUAGUGAUCCUGACAAACUGGCGAAGAUGCAGUCCAUCUUAUCCCAAUUUACAGAGGAGCAAAUGAGUAGAUAUGAAUCUUUUAGGAGAUCUGGAUUUCAGAAAUCCAACAUGAAGAGGUUGCUGUCCAACAUCACAGGAAGUGCCAAGAUAUCUAUUCCUAUGACAAUUGUGGUGUCUGGGAUAGCAAAAAUGUUUGUCGGUGAGCUUAUUGAAACAGCUAAAAUGGUGAUGGCAGAGAGAAAAGAUACAGGGCCAAUCAGGCCAUGUCACAUAAGAGAAGCAUACAGAAGGCUAAAACUUGAAGGCAAGAUUCCAAAAAAGUCAGUGCCAAGGCUUUUCCAUUAGUGGACAUGGAAGCAACCUGUAGUUUUAUUUCAGGUUCGUUGUCUUCCUUUUGUUUACAAGUCCUUUAAUGUGUCUAUUUUGAAUUGUCGCAAAUCUUUAAUUUCCUGGCACUUUCAGGUCAAGUAAACAUUUCUAGUCACAAAGUUGUCACAGUUCAGCGGAUGCUUUUACAUUGCCCUAUUAUAUGUAGGGUUAGCCUGUUUAUUUAAUUGCUUAAUCAGAGGAAAGAGUUUAACUAACAUUUUGUGAAAA